UGGCAACCAUUCGGUGAUUGAGGCGAGGUGUUAGAGCCAGGUUCUUCUCGGUGGCCAACGGAGAUAAAGAGAGGCCGAUCAGAGCACACAGAGUGAAGUUAGUGAGCGGCGUAUACCACCUGCCCACCACUGUAGAAAGAGCUACGCUUAGCCGUGCCGCAUCGCCAGAUGCCGCAAACAACGUGCUGUGAGAGCGCCGCCGCUCUGUUUCUCUCACUAGAAUACGCCACGGCGAAAAGCUCUACGUCGGCCAUCUGUCAUUGAUCACAACACAGCUUGCGAUAAAGAUGGGCGACCGUCCGCCAGUGCAACAUUCGCUAACGCUGAUCAUAGUUGCGGGUGACCGUCUACGUACAAAUCUGCAGAACUGGGGAGCUGUGUAGCCGCACAGCUCGGAGGCAGAGGCAGGCAGCCUGCCAUUAAACAAAGCACGCGCAGGAACAAAGACGAUCGAUACUGGGUUAUUGACUGCGAGUCAGCGGUUACUACAGCAGCAGCAGCAGCAGGAACAGCAGCAGCACUGUCUGCCGUGACUGGCUCAGCCUCCCAGCAGCAUCAGCCACCUCCUCCGUACUUCAGAAGACCAGGGGAAAAUGGCGGUGAAAACGGUAUCAGGAUGGCUGCAGACUUAUCAAGAGGACAGUGAGGAAAGCCAGGAUAAAUAUGGCUACUCUGCUCCGCUGGCGUUCUCAACUUUCCCACCAGGAGGCAGCACACGCUCUCGCCGUGACAGGGAUGACCAUAGUGGCGGAAAGCCAAAGCGUGUGCGCACCUCGUUUACGGACGAACAGACUCGUGUACUGCAAACGCACUUCAGUCGCAACCAGAACCCCAUUGGAGACACGCUGGAAAAGAUUGCGCUGCAGAUCGGGCACACACGUCGAGUGACGCAGAUCUGGUUUCAAAAUGCUCGAGCCAAGGUGAAGCGGGAGAGAGAGAGGGCCCAGGGAGGCGGAAAUGGCAGUAGCACCCCACGAAAGGUGUCCUCUCACGUCCACAACAGGAAGGUUGAUCCUACAGCGCACCUGAGAUAUAAUGGGCACUCCUCGCCACAUGAAAUGUCAGGAAGGUAUGAGGAGAUGCUAGAACUGAAGCCACUCCGAUGUCACAUGUGCUCCGAGAUCUUCACCAACGGCAGCAGCUUUCAGCAGCACAUGAUGCUCAUCCAUGCUCAGAAUCAACCGCCAGGCCAUGGAGCAGACGGGCGCAAUUUCUCAGAUGAAUCUGGAGAUGUGAUGUCGCACAGUGACGAGUCCAACCAUGGGGAGACGACAAACCCGCACGAGACACCGAAGCCCCACGUCGAAGACAUGGCGUACCGCUGUGACAUCUGCUUCCUCAUCUACAAUGACUGGUGCAGCUUCGAGCACCACAGGCAGACGCACGAGAGCGACAUGGCCUGGGGCGGUUUUCCCCCGCUCGGUCCUGCCCCGCCCCUUGGCCCCUCGCAUAGCCUUGUUGGUGGUAACCCGCUGGGACCCAGCCACUACAGCGAGCACUUGCAGGACUUUACACCACUGGCGCCAGUAAGAUCCCUCGACGAUGUUCAAAAUGAGCUGCCACAGCACGGUCUACAACAUGAGCAGUAUGCAGCACCGCACUGUGAGAGCCACGGCGACAAGCAAAGGCUGUCGGACCACGAGCCAUACAAUUCCACACCAACGCACGCCGAAAUCCACCAUCGUGAGCCAUUGCAUCAGAAUCGCAAUGAAUUUAUCUUGCUUCCCUGCACGGACAGCCUGAACCACCAAGCAGAGCCGUGCUAUGUGCCACCACCUCAUGACAGCAAUAUCUCAAACAGUUCAACGAUAGACUUUGGUGGUGAAAGUCCAAAAAGUGCUAGCGACUCGGCCACGUAUGAGGGCAAUGUUAAAUCGCCGCAUGCUGCGUUGCAUGGGUCCGACAUUAAACCGCCCUUUGUCAACUGUGACAUAUUACCUGGCAACAACAGUGACAAUGCCGUCACGACAACGAUGAGCAAAAGUGCCAACAGGGGUGAAGACGAGAGCUAUCUCAAUGCUAGCAUGAGCGUGGGGGAGGAGAAAACAGAAGAGGAGAAAGUGCGGGCCACCGGUGCCUGCGACACCACCGCAACACACGAGGAUGCCAAUUGCACAGCCGACGCGAAUGACUUCAACAGGGCUGUGGCCGGUGCUCACCACCAUAAUCGUGCACUGCAAAUUUGCUAGCUACCAGACGAAACACAGGCAACUACCUGCUUGGCGAGGGUGUGUCAAACUGGAAUGUAAGGCUUCUAACGACGUCCUCACAUGGUAAUGAUGGUGAUUCUGUUUGUGGCAACGUGCAUCGUGAAAAAUACUGUAACCUUUUCACUGGGAUGAGGGAGAGAUGUCACAUGCCGAGGCUCUCAAUGUCCUACAUACAUUAGGGGGAAAUCGGGGGGCAAGAGCUGGCUAUUGGCACGGUCAUCCAUUACAAAGCUCAGCACAGAUUCUCAAAUCCACGUGAUGAUUAGGCCACGCCCCCUUUCAAAUUGUUGAUUUUACUGGAUUUACCAUUGCUUCAAAAGUUACAAGAAUAAGUAAUAUUAUGGUAAACACUUUUUGCUUAUUUUUUUUUACUGAAAAAAAUGUAGUUUGGUUCUCAUAAGAAAUAUAUGACCAGACGCGUAGCCUGGGAGCUGGGCGUCCGAUAACUAGACGCGUAGCCACAGCCUACAUAAUAUGCCAUGCCGCAGUCGGACAGGCUCACUUCUUCCAGUGUCCACACACCUGCAUCCUAGAAGCUAUGUGCAAAAUCAAAGCUAAGGAAUACACCCAUCCAAAUCGAGACAGUAGUUUUGUACAAAUCAAGAUACCAUGAUGAAAUAGAGGGUGUUACCUUACACAUUUCAUCAUCACGGAUGAAUAACCAGCAGCUGAUUCAGAAGCAAACUGUAUUCAUCUGUAUUCUCAUAUGAUGGAACACCUUUAACAUGUCUCAAUGAAACAGUUCACUAUCGCAGAUGACUUCACAAAGAAUCGGCACCUCUUGUGCAAUUGGAUAUUUAUCAAAACUCGCAGGCUUUGAAACCCACAUAAGAGCAGUAAGACUCUACUGAAACUGCAGAAAAACAUUGUUUAAGAUCGACUCUACUAGAGGUGGUAAUUUCUACGAGGUAACUGGUGCAAGAAGACAUUGCAGGGAGCUAGUACUAGAAUCAGUCUCAUGUGCAUAAAAUUGUGUAGCAUUGAGAAGUCAGUCGAACAUUAUAUAGUCAUCAAAUGCAUUUACUGUAAAUCGAUCAAAACGUUACUGUUGCAUUGAUCACUAGGUACCAAGAUAUGGUCAAUUGUAACGUCACUCAACAAAACCAAAGAGCUAACUGUCACAAAUAUGAAUAUUACAGGGAGACUAUUCUUUACCUAUGUAAUGUACGUGAAAACAGAUGAAUCAUUGAGCCUCUACAUGAAAUUACUUCAGUAUUUAUAUCAAGACAUUAUACUUUUAUGUCCUUUUUCCAAUAUAUAUCAUGAAAUCGGUUUGGGUUCUAUUAUGUAAAACACGAUUGAGAUAGUAGUGAUAAAUAUCAUUUCAAUAGAUUUACUUUAUAUGGAAGCCAUAUAUUUGUAUAAUUUUAUCAAUAAUGUUGAAUGGCUCUAUAAACUAUUUUCUUUGUGAAAUAGCUUAUAAAUGCACAAUUCACUGCGUUGCAUAUAAUUUUGUUGUAUAUAAAUGUGCAAUGUGCAUUUAGCUUAUUUAACAAUCUCACAGAGAUCAAGACGAGUCAAGCAGAUAUAUGAUCACCUAUGGGAUAUGUGCAACAUGUAGAAGAACGUAGAUAUAAAUGUUAAUUGUUUAUUUACAGUUGAGCUCACUUCAUUCAAUCAAAACAUUCCUGUGCCACGAGAUUUUUCUACUUGUAUGUAUAUUCAUGUACAUCACAGGUGUGGUUAGUCAGCAUGUGACAGUAAGUAAUUAGAAGACUUUGCUGUACAAUAUGCAUAUAUAUAUUAUUCCUCAAACUUUGAAAAGUGAGGAACAUUAUUUUAUUAUGUAUACUUGAACUUGAGCACUAAUAUUCGGAAGGCAGCUGGUGUGGCCUUAAAAGUACAUUUGGGCGUGUAUCGAAAGUAAAUAUAAUAUAUCUAUAUCUAUCUAUAUAUACAUAAAUAUAUAUAUAUUAUAUAAAUGUGUGUAUGUCUUAAAUAUAAGGGUAAAUCUAGAGAACGAGAGUUAGCAAUUGGGCUACUUCAGUAAUUUUCUGUGCUGACGUUAUCAUUACGUAAAGAAUGGUGUGGUUACAAGUAUGUCAGUCAUGCAAAAGGUGCUUUGCCAGUGAGCAAGGUUUUUGCCAAAGUGUGCAGAAAAGCUCAGUCAUUUAUGUAGCUUUCUGUCCGUUUCCUUUGCCAAAUGUGUGAAGCCACUUGCCAAAGCCUGUUGAAUAGAUUCCCGAGCCAGAAGAGAGUUUACCCGAGAAUACAUGAUUUGAUGUUUGUUUGUUAAUGUAAAUGUGUGUUUAAUUAAUAUAAAUUGUAUACUUAAUGUAUUUCUUUACUUUUUAAUUUAUAAUGGGAUUCCUAAAAUUAUUUUAACUUUAAGAAUGUGGGGUUUAGUUAAUUUAUUUUGUUCAGUGACAGUGUAUUAUGUACAUGUAUCUGUAAGCGUCAUUUAGACUAGAAUAAAACUCAGAAAUGUAAGUACA
Molecule: messenger RNA, 4645 nt
Organism: Priapulus caudatus
Lineage: Eukaryota; Metazoa; Priapulida; Priapulimorpha; Priapulimorphida; Priapulidae
Exons: 5
Coding region: 594-2189 (531 amino acids)
Biological process (GO): regulation of transcription by RNA polymerase II; neuron differentiation
Cellular component (GO): nucleus
Molecular function (GO): DNA-binding transcription factor activity, RNA polymerase II-specific; RNA polymerase II transcription regulatory region sequence-specific DNA binding
Source: RefSeq, a predicted model, not a curated record